CUCCUCCCGGCGGCCGCACCCGUCACCCGCCGGCCAGCGCAGCGCAUCUUGCAUCUCUGCCCGCCGCCACUCGCCGCACGCAGAUGCCCUCGCCCGCCUGAGCAGCGGCCGCGCUGUAGCUGCGCUCUCACCACCACCACCCACCAUCAUACCCUCGCUUGCCGGCAUGCCGCCCUACCUCGCCUACCUCGCCCCGCUGCUCCCGCUCGCCGUGCUGCUGCGCGCCCGCAUCGCCGCCUGUGUCCCGGCGCCGCCGUCAGGCGCCGUGCAGCAGCUGCAGCGCCUCACGCACGGCCUCGCGCUCCUCGCCGGCGCACACGUGCUCCUCGCCCUGCACCUCUACCGCGCCGUCGCCGGCCUCGGUGCCGAGACGCCCGACGUGCCGCCGCGGCGCCCGCCGCACCGCUACGCCCACCGCACGCGCAGCUUCGCAAAGAUGCACGCGCCGCCGCCGCGUCUGAGGGACACUGCACAGAGCUGGCUCGCAGCCCGUACGCCGCAGCCGCUUAGGGCGCUGCUUGCCGCACGGCACGCGCCGCCGCCGCCGCUCAGUGCGUGCUUCCGCACGCUGCCGCCCGAGCUCAGCAUGCACAUCCUGCGCCUCGGCCUCGGCGACGGCACGCUGCGCCCCAGCGACGUGGCGCCGCUCUCGCACGCCCACGCCGCCCUCGUGCGCCGCCUGCUGCUGGCGCAUGUGGCGCUGCGCUCCGAGGCCGCCAUGCACCUGGCACGCAUCGCGCUGCUCGCGUCGCCGAAGCUGUGCACGCUGCCGCAGGUGCUCUUCCUCGGCGCCACGCACGCGGGUGCCGCCGAGCAGCUGCUGCUGUUGCUCCCGGCACUGCAGACGCUGGCGCUCUCGCGGCGCGCACAGCGGGCGCUGCUCAACUCGCCAUGUGCACGCCUACGCACAGGUGCACGCCCCGCGCACGUGCUGCUUGACGCCGUGCCAAGCGCGGCGCUGCCGCUCUUUGCGCACACGACGCGCCUGACGCUCUUCGUCUCUGAGCUGACAUCGGCACAUACGGCGGCACUGCUGGCGCUGCCCAAGCUGGCACUGCUCGAGCUGCGCCUCGUGCCCGCGGGUGGCACAGAGGAGCAGCCGUUCCGCACGCAGGUCGCGCUCCUUGUCACUGCGCUGCGCACACUGCUCGCUCAGCGUCCAAGCCUCGCACUGGACGUUGCGGCGCCGCCACGCAUCGCUGCGGCGCUGCGCCGUCGCCUCGGCAUCGCGCACCACGCGGUGCUCUACGCCGAGGACGAGGACGCCGCCAAGACGUGUGUGCGCUCACUCACUCCUGCCGACGCCGGCGGCCUCGAGACGUGGAACGAGCGGGCGCUGCAGCGCGUCUGGGCCUGCUGAGCGCCGGACGCUCUCUCUCACACCAUCACUCCGUCACUGCCGCCACUCGCCGCAGGCAACCCGACUUCUAUCUUAGCACAUCGCCUCUGACCACGACCUACUCGCCGCUCAACCUCGCAUUCACAACACAACAUUGUAUUUUUACCUACUUGCGCCCGCUCUGGAAUUCAUGUGAUCUC
Messenger RNA from Tilletiopsis washingtonensis, 1539 nucleotides. RefSeq lists its product as hypothetical. The record is from RefSeq and is a predicted model, not a curated record. Bases 167 to 1360 code for a protein of 397 amino acids. The transcript has a single exon. Lineage: Eukaryota; Fungi; Basidiomycota; Exobasidiomycetes; Entylomatales.